AUGCACAGCGUGUUGGGUGCUAAAAUCAUUCCAGGAAGGGAGUCGUUCCCGAAUGCGGGGACAGCCCCUAUUGAUGACCUGAGAAACUGGCCGUACCAGUCGGCCGAAUACGGAUGUCAAGAUUUAUUGGCUUAUGGCUCUUACUCCGAUGACUCAGGUGAUGUUUUUGUGGUUGACAUGAACAGUAUGCAACUUGUCCAAACACUGCAUGGCCAUAAUGCACCCGUGACAUGUGUGCAUUGGAAGCCGGCACCGGCGUCCUACUUGCAACAUGGAUUGUUUCUCAUCACUGGAGAUCGUCUAGGGGCGGUUGCUAUUUGGGAUGUGGCGGAAGGCGUCAUUGUGAAUAGUGUGCAGGUGCCGAAUGCCCAGCCCAUUUAUGCCCUCAAUUACCUUGCGAAGCAGCAUUUGUUGGCGGUAACGAGGGACGGCUCGAAUUUUGUGUACGAUUCUCACCUCGCGGGGACGGAACCCAUCCGUGAGUUUCAAUUCCCCAUUCGCACCGGCCGCACAGACUCGUUUGCCCCGUUGCGUUUGUGUACGUCCAAGCUGAGCUCCACACAGGCGUCUUGUGUCGUGCUUGGGGAUCGUCUGCGCGUGAUCGGUUCCUUGGAGACGGGAGUGCGUCAGAGUUCCAGUAUUCCAUACACGAAGGAUCUCAUUUAUGACAGCGCGGACGGCCAUGAAACCGUCCUGGAUGCCGCCUUUAGCGAGGCCAAUGAGGAGCUCCUGUUUUUCGCGACACGUAAUUCCGUUGGCGCCUACGACUGGAAAACAAAUUUGCUGCUUAACGAACAGGUGUUGUGGCACGCGAAGAGCGAUGUGGAGUUCAGGCGCCUCUUCGCUUCUUCGCCCGCCUCACUGGCGGAGAUGGCGCAGGGGCUCCCUUUUUUGUAUUCCUUCGGGACCGACCAGCGCCUGUGCGCCUGGCACAUGUGUCCAAGGGAAAAGGUGACAAGCGUCGCUGCCGACGUGCGGGGGGUGCGAAUUGUGUCCAAGAAGGUGUCAAACGUCGUUCAGUCUCAACUGACGGCAAACCUCUUCGCCGUAAUUUUCGCCGAUGGCUCCGUGGCACGGUGGCGGUACUUGGUGGAGCGCCGGCGGUGGUCACUGGAGGGAUUUUUUGCCUUUGCCCUUUUUAAGCCAACCCGGCUCUGCGUGGCUGGGGACAACGUCGUGUGCUGCGCGUUGGAGAACGGUCACAUAGUGCUCAUAGACGUCAUGCACAACGUCACUCUGCGGAGGAUAAACAUUGUCCACGCUGGCGGCACCCGCAUCAUCUUGCUUAGUCCGCAUCGUUGGGGGGAGUCGGUGUGGGUGGUGACAAACAAAGCCACCCAGCUGCGUCACUUUCACCAGGUGACACUGUUCGACUGUCGCAGUGGCGUCCCGCUACGCGUGCUGCGAAGGCCGACACACCCGGAUGCCACCCGCAUGAGCGAUAUCACUUUAAGCGCUACAGGAACUUUCUUGCUCUUGACUUUUCUUGAUGGCAACUUUGAAGUCUGGGGCGUAGAAGCGGCUGAACUUAUUUAUGCCUUCGAGGGGAUGGGAGUGGCGGGAGUUUCAUGGGCGCCGCAAGUAUUUCUUUCCUGCCUCACAGGCGUUCAUGGCACUCCCCAGCUGCUGGCUAUUAUCUUUACCGAUGGUGGCAUGAGCCUCUGGACGGUGUACAAGGACCGGGUCGUAAAAAAUCGUGAUGUGACCUCGUUGUUUUCCGCUGGCUCCAUCGCCCGCGUGCGGUGCGUGCCUACCGACGAGGCGUUGAUCGUGAUGGAUGGGGUGAAGUUGCCUCUCGUCAUGCGCCUAGGCAGCUCUGGGUUUACCCUGCGUGCCCUCAAAUCUGUUUCAGUCAACACCCCCGUGCUGCACGUGGCAGUGCCGAAGGGCGCUGGGCUCAGUACUGACAGCCGUGCCGAGGCGAGUGCCUCCUCGCAGCUCGUUGCCGUCGCCUUUGUGGACGGCUCCUUCGGCGUCUGGGGGGCGUCGAACCAAGAGCGGGUAAGCUACUCGCGGGCAACACGGAUCAACUUGGCCGCAAGACAUUUGACGUGGGUCGCGGAUAAGCUCCUUGUUCUCACUUCCAACGGGGAUCUUGCGCUGAUUGACAAGUCUCUCACCUCUGUCAAUAGCAGCGUCUCCUGCAAGGUUCAUCGACGCCCCGUACAAACCAGUGCUUUUUUUUUGCCCGCCCACCGAACACACAUUCAAACGCUGCUGGAGACGCAGGUCAUGUGUGACUCGCCAGGCACCAGCAGCCUGCAGAGCACCAGCACGCCAAGUUACCUGGUACAAGGCAUCGAUCCACGGCGGCGCCCGUGUCGAGGACCGUUUGGUCAGGUUAUUACUGAGGCGAUUACAACACUGGCACAGGAACUGGAUAUCUACAAAGAGACGAUGGUUCCACGGCACAUUCGUGACCCACUGCAGCGCGCAUGUGUGAAGAAAAGCACCGAGGAGCUUGCAUUUUGGGUGGCUCGCUUUUUUGGCCAAGUAGAAAAGCAGCGUUUCUGGUUGCAGUUUUGCAUAACGAAAGGUCUUUGGCGGCCUGGCUGCGGCGCUGGCGAUGAGCCUCAGCCCUUGGAUCAAAUUGACAUGGAACAGAAGUUGAGCCCGCCCUUUUUUUAUAACCAUUGUAACCGCUUUUCCGAGGCGGUGGCAAACCCAGACGUCGUUCGUAGCAAUCGUCUGUGUUUCAAUGAACAUCGCAUAGCUGCUCUGGAGGCUGCAAAGAACCAAACGGUGGAUAGUUCAGCGUGUCGUCUGGCUGUGGCACGAGAGCUGCUGAAGCUUCAGGAGCCUCAGCAGGCCAUAACUGUGUUGAUGGACGUCAAUUUCUUGAGCGACCAAUUUCCGCAUCUUUCUAAUCUUGCCGUAACGAUAGCCGCGGCUUCCGUUCCUUGCAGUGAUGCUGCAUCAUUUCCUUUAUUUGUGGCUACAGCGCGGCAUGCAGCUGCAAUGUCUUUGGAGCGCGGAGAUGCGGACGCCGCGGUGGAGAAGUACAUGCUUUGCGGUGACUACUAUGAGGCAGCCUUGAGUUUGCAGUCCUGUGGCAACUGGAGCGAGGCGGCAGUUCUGGCGAAGUUAACUUCCAUGGCGCCUCCGCAAAAACAGGAACUUUUGCGUCGUUGGUGUUCGUAUUACGCCAAGCGCGGGGAAAUGAUGGAGGUGGCACGCAUGCUCUUUUCGAUGGCUUCUCCAUCUGAGGCGCUUGUGUUGUUGUCUGAGUCGGCGCACCUGACGGACGUUGCUGGUUUGCUUGCCAUUGUCCUUUUAGCAGAUCCUCUUUUUUCCUCAAGAGAGUUUCUGCAAAAGGUGAUACCCUCGCCUCUGCGGGACGAAGAUCCGUCAGAGGCUCCGAGUCUGGGUGACAUUGUGCUGAAUACCCUGGCUGACUACUGUGGCGUGCUGAAUUCUGUCGGGAAUGUGGUGGCGGAGCGCACGGUGCUGGAGCUCAUUGCUUCACUUAAGCGUGGUCACCGAAAUGCUUCCACUCCGUGCCUGUGA
Molecule: messenger RNA, 3507 nt
Organism: Trypanosoma conorhini
Lineage: Eukaryota; Euglenozoa; Kinetoplastea; Trypanosomatida; Trypanosomatidae
Exons: 1
Coding region: 1-3507 (1168 amino acids)
Cellular component (GO): cytoplasm
Molecular function (GO): protein binding
Source: RefSeq, a predicted model, not a curated record